AUUUAUGCAUUUCUGAUAAUUUAGGAAUCCUUUAUUAUUUAUAAGAUUGUUAAAAAAAGAAAUGUAUACUUAAAUACCUGCAAGAAAUAUGAAGUCUUCACAGAGUCCUGGCAGAUAUUUUAAAAACGAUAUGAGUGAUGAGGAAAACAAAAACAAUGAUCCUGGCAGCAGUUUGGGGUAUCAGAAAGACUACAUCUCAGAUCUAUUAAAGACUGUUCAUUGCAAUUGUCCUCCACUUGCAGAAAAUUGUGAGGGAGCUGUUUAUGUUGGAUGGGCGGGUAUUGCCUAUGCAUUUUAUUAUGUUGCACAGAGUGGUUUGUUUGAAGAUAAAAAAGAUCAUUUUUUAAAAAUUGCUGAAAAGUAUAUAAAGGUCAGUCUUAUUGAAAUAAACAAAAGAGAUCCCGCUCGCAAAUCACGUGGAGCAUCAUUGUUGCAUGGUCAUUCUGGUGUUUAUCUUGUUGCAUCUUUAAUAUACCAAGCGCUAGGCGUACACAAUUUAGAAGAUGAAAAUAUCCAAAGUUUUUUGGGCAUGCGGAAGUAUUGCAAAUAUGGCUUAAAUGAGAUAUUUGGUGGUUGUGCUGGAUAUCUAGCUGCUUGUUUCAUGAUUAAUAAAAGAUUUGGCAGAGAUAUAGCUGGAAGCGAUGUUACACUUCCUUUAUGUGAAGAUGUCAUUAAUUGUGGUCGUGAAAUGUCAAAGAAAUAUGACUUUGAAUCUCCACUAAUGUACUCUCAUCAUGAAAAACCAUAUCUUGGUGCGGGUCAUGGAUCAUCAGCAAUUCUUUUGAUGCUGCUAAACUUUCCAGCAUGUUAUGCUUUGCAACCUGAUGUUGAAAAGGACAUAAAACUGUCGGUUGAUUUUAUUUUAAAAUGUCAAGAAACUGAUGGUAACUAUCCUUCAAGACCAGGUCAUACACGAAGUGAUGAAAAUAAACUCAUCCAGUGGUGUCAUGGUGCACCAGGUGUUGUGUAUGUAAUGGCAAAAGCUUACCUGGUUUGGAAGGAGGAAAAGUACCUUCAAGCUGCGUUGAGGUGUGGUGAAGUAAUUUGGACUAAAGGUUUGCUGAGAAAAGGACCAGGUCUUUGUCACGGGGUUGCAGGCAAUGGAUAUGCCUUCCUUCUUCUCUAUCACAUAACUCACGACAACAAACACUUGAGAAGAGCACAUCGAUUUGCUCAAUUUAUGCAGAGCUCAGAGUUUAAAGAAAAUUCUAAUCUACCAGAUUUUCCAUACAGCUUAUUCGAGGGAUAUGCUGGUACUGCGUGUUUUUUAGCUGAUAUUGCAAGUCCAGCAGAUGGAUGCGUCGGUAUUUUCCCAUUCAUGGAUAUGUUCUAGCUUGCGAUCACCAAAAAUAAGAUUUAUAGCUUUGCAGAACAACACUGCAAGGUUAUUUUGUUCCCCACCUAAUAAGAAUUCAUGGUUAUGGCGUUAAUACUUGCAAGCAAAGGAAAUUUUAAAUCCAAAAUUAUGUGGUAAUGACUGACAACUUUACAAUACGAAGUGAUAGAACACAAAAUUAAUUAAUGGUGAUAUCUUAACGUUAAAUAAAUUUGUUUAUGAAAGAUAAAACAUGUAAAUAACUACACAAUAUAGAUCUUGCCAAUUAUUGUUGCAAUUCUUAGUACAAAAUACUGUUUCCGAAUCCCUAAAAUUUAUUUGAAAAUAUAUUUUGGAUAAAGAAGCUGUUGUAGUUUGAAACAAAAGUUUUUACGUUUCUGAAAUUUAGAAGUACAAAAUACAGUCGUUGUUGAUUUUCUAAUGUUCAUUAUUAUAUAGGAUAACAUUAAAUAGACAAAGACAACAAAAAAAUGACAACGAUGCAGCAUCCACGCUAUUUUGAAAACACAAUGAGUGAGCAGG
Messenger RNA from Hydractinia symbiolongicarpus, 1858 nucleotides. Its product is annotated as lanC-like protein 3 homolog. The transcript has 6 exons. The record is from RefSeq and is a predicted model, not a curated record. Lineage: Eukaryota; Metazoa; Cnidaria; Hydrozoa; Anthoathecata; Hydractiniidae. Bases 89 to 1333 code for a protein of 414 amino acids. Gene Ontology annotation, cellular component: plasma membrane. Gene Ontology annotation, biological process: peptide modification; carbohydrate metabolic process.